AUUCUAUUUCUAUCCUGUCUUUAGAUCUGUUUGACUAGGCUCCCUUUUGUCUCCUGGGUCGACAAGUCUAGUGCUGAUGCACUGCAGUAAACAUAUGUCCAUCGACUAAUAUUUGCCAGUGUGGCAAAGUUUAAUUUCACACUUGUGACCUCACUGCUAUUCUAAUACGCAUUGGGGGUUUUUUCUCAGACCCAAUGUGGUCGAUCGACCUCUCAGUCACAACUACGAAUGUUAGCUAGAAAAGUCAUUAACUUUCCUACUACCACAGCGAGAUAAAGAAUAACAUCUUAAAGCAGAACUUUUUGUUUCAUAUUCUUUUAAUUCCAUUGUCGGCCGAAAUAUGACUCCAAACAACCCAACACCUCAUGAGACUGACAGUCUGCUGGGUACUACUCAUCACAGCCCCCGGUCCAAGCGCAGAGACGCUGUCGUACGGCAUCUUACAACCGACAUUGAUCCCCAACAUGGUGACAUCCUCCUCAUAUUCUGCUACAUAAUCACCGGACUGCUUGACAGUUCUGCAGUCUUUAUUUGGGGCGCUUUCGUGAGCAUGCAAACCGGGAACACAGUCUACUUAGGGCUUGGUUUAACAGAUGCCCAAGAAGGGCCACGCUGGAUCAAAUCGGGAGUAUCAAUCGCCAGUUUCUGUCUGGGAUCAACAUUUUUCGCAGCCUUUUAUCGCUUUUUUAAGUCACCAAGAGCCCGCUGGUUGCUUAUUCUCUCAUUUACUAUUCAGAUGCUCUGCUUGGUAGUCGCGGCUAUUAUUGUCACCGUUGAAGGAUCGACUAAAGGCCCACACUUGACAUGGCAGAUUCUUGUGCCCUUGGCACUAGUUGCUUUUCAAAGCAGUGGCCAAGCGGUAACUAGCCGGGUUUUGAAGUUUAAUGCACUAUCAAGUGUGGUGUUGACGAGUCUUUAUUGUGAUUUAUUCUCCCACCCAGAUUUUGUAUCACCAGCCACAAUGUUCCGUACGUUAGAAGAGAGACAGCGUGGGGCUGCUGUAAUAUGCAUGCUUUUUGGUACUAUAUUAGGGGGGUUGUGGGCAAAGAGUUCAGUCGGGAUAUUGGGUGCGUUGUGGACUGCGGUUUUAUUGAAGUUCUUGAUUGUUCUAGCUUGGCUGCAGUGGAGAGGAAAGAAGGCAGCUGAUGAAGAGCAGUAACUGACAUGUUAGAAGUCAAAAAUACGUUUAUCCACUAGAAUAAUAAACCCGCCUCGAUAUUAGUUCUGCCUUCUACCAAUUGACGCAUUUUCCUUGGUGUUUUUUCAAAUGUUGUUUCAUCGCGAUUCUUCAGGGUCCGACGCGACUCAC
Molecule: messenger RNA, 1309 nt
Organism: Talaromyces proteolyticus
Lineage: Eukaryota; Fungi; Ascomycota; Eurotiomycetes; Eurotiales; Trichocomaceae
Exons: 1
Coding region: 341-1159 (272 amino acids)
Source: RefSeq, a predicted model, not a curated record